Messenger RNA from Hypomesus transpacificus, 2742 nucleotides. Its product is annotated as tyrosine-protein kinase receptor UFO-like. Gene Ontology annotation, cellular component: signaling receptor complex. Gene Ontology annotation, molecular function: ATP binding; transmembrane receptor protein tyrosine kinase activity; protein binding. Gene Ontology annotation, biological process: multicellular organism development; cell migration; positive regulation of kinase activity. The coding region runs from base 42 to 2735 and encodes 897 amino acids. The transcript has 20 exons. The record is from RefSeq and is a predicted model, not a curated record. Lineage: Eukaryota; Metazoa; Chordata; Actinopteri; Osmeriformes; Osmeridae.
UAUUCAACAUUCUAUAAGUGUUGACUGCUGGAAGGGAAAGGAUGAGCUACCUUUGCAGAUGGAGAGUGACGCUAAUGAUCACUUUUCUCAUUGAUAUCUGUGAAGUUCUUCCUGUUCCAGUGCUCCGGUUCGUGAGUAACCCUGGGAACAUGACCUCGUCCCUGGGGAAGCCCGUGCAGGCGAGAUGUUCCCUCCGCGGGGACGGAGGACUCGUGGAGCCCCCAGACGUUGUGUGGCUCAGGAAUGGAGAGACGGUGGAAUACGCCGACACAAACCAAGUCCAGAUCCCUGUAGCGGACGGGAGCUGGCUCACGAUCAGCGACCUCAGAAUUGACAAUGUGGCGCUAUCAGACAUCGGAAGCUACCGUUGCAUGGCAACGGUGGGUCUGCAUGACGUCCUGUCUCAGGAAGGUCGUAUCCAGCUGGAGGGGAUUCCUCAUUUCUCUGUGGAGCCAGGCGAUGUUAGCGUGGAGGCUAACCGCCCCUUCAACCUGCAAUGUUCUGCUCACGGCCCCCCAGAACCUGUCAGGAUCAUCUGGCUGCAGAACGGAGAACCUCUCAACACCCUGCAAGACCCACUCUCCCUGUCGCCCUCCUCUCUGAACGUCACGGGCCUCAACCAGACCAGCAGAUUCUCCUGUGAGGCCCACAACAGCAGAGGGGUCGCAACCUCCGCAACAGGCUCAGUCACUGUGAUCCCCUCCCAGGCUCAGAGGCUGCGGGCGGCCGAGGCCACCCAGUCGUCCCUGCUGCUGUCCUGGGAGCCAGGCUUCGGGGGCGUGUACCCCGUGACUGUGUGCUCCAUCCAGGCCGCCCAGUCUGUCUCAGUCUCUCAGGGAAGACAGCUGCUCCACAACCGGAACGUGAACUUGCCUCCCGCCCUCUACCUCAUCCCUCGGCUGCAGCCCUACAGCUCCUACGACGUGAGGGUGUCCUGCCGGAGCAGCCAGGGGGCGUCCGCCUGGACCCCCUGGGUCACCCUGCUCACCUCAGAGGGAGUACCAGAGGAGGCACCAGCCAGCGUGCAGGCUCUGUUUAACGGAACCCAAGUCCACCUGAACUGGACGGAGCCGCCAGGCCAGCUGAACGGACUGCUGGAGGGGUACAGAGUUGAGUACAAAACCAGCAACAUGUCCCAGGCCGUGGUGGAGCCUGUCCAGCGGUCAGAGCUGGCCCUCCCCGUCUCUGGGCUCCUGGAGACGGUGAUCCUGCGAGUGUGUGCCUGCACCCGGGCUGGGUGUGGUCCCUGGAGCCCCGCCCACACCCUCCAGCACAGCCAGCCUGGUGUUUCUCCUCACCAGGUGUUCUCCUGGCACUGGUGGUAUGUGGUCAUGCUUGUGGCUGUCACGCUGGCUCUGAUUGGCUUCCUUGUUGUGUACGUCGUGAUGUCACGACACAGACAGACAUGUUUUGGGAAGGAGUUUUACCCUCUGAGGAAUAACGGGGACUUUGUGGUCCGAUACAGCGCUCGACGCUCCUACAAUCGGCAGACGAACGAAGCCACAUUGAACAGUCUGGUCAUCAGUGAUGAGUUGAAGCACAAGCUGCAAGAUGUGAUGGUGGACAGACACAAACUGACCCUGGGGAAGACGCUGGGAGAGGGGGAGUUUGGCUCGGUAGUGGAAGGCCUGCUGGUGCAUGGAGAGGCAGUUAUCAGAGUGGCCGUGAAAACCAUGAAGAUCUCCAUCUGCUCUCGCCCAGAGAUGGAGGACUUCCUGAGGGAGGCUGCGUGUAUGAAGGAGUUUGACCAUCCCAAUGUGAUGAGACUUGUUGGAGUGUGCCUGCAGACCGUUGAUAGGGGCCACUACCCAACCCCGGUGGUCAUCCUGCCCUUCAUGAAGCACGGAGACCUGCACAGCUUCCUGCUCUACUCACGCCUGGGGGACAGUCCUCUGCCGCUGUCCUGCCAGAUGCUGGUGAAGUUCAUGACAGACAUUGCGCGGGGAAUGGAGUACCUGAGCAACAAGAGAUUCAUCCACAGAGAUCUGGCCGCUCGAAACUGCAUGUUGAAUGAGAACAUGACAGUGUGUGUGGCCGACUUUGGCCUCUCUAAGAAGAUCUAUAAUGGAGACUACUACAGACAGGGGAACAUCUCUAAGAUGCCCGUCAAAUGGAUCGCCAUCGAGAGUCUGGCCGACAGAGUCUACACGACCAAGAGUGAUGUGUGGUCGUUUGGAGUGACCAUGUGGGAGAUCGCCACGCGCGGCCAGACCCCCUACCCUGGGGUGGAGAACAGCGAGAUCUACGACUACCUGAGGCAGGGGAACCGCCUCAAACAACCCCUGGGUUGCCCUGACGACAUCUACUGCCUGAUGUUCUCCUGUUGGCGGCUGAGCCCAAAGGAUCGUCCGGGGUUCGGCGCUUUACGCGGUGCACUGGAGCAGGCCCUGCAGCAGAUCCCAGAGCAGGACGAGGAUCUGCUCUACGUCAACAUGGAGGAGCCGGGGACCCUGCUGGGGGCCGUGGGGGGCUGGGAGCCGUCUGGACCCCCCCUGGCGUCUUGGAGGAGGGGCUGCCAGGCUGCUGGAGAGCCCCAGGCAGGGCGCUACGUUCUGGGUCCGCUACGCCAGGUCCAGCCCCCCUCCCUGGAUGAGUCCCAGGACAGCCUGAGCUGGAUGUGGUCCUCGUCCAACACCACCCUGCAGCUGCAGGCCUCUCCCUCCUGCUCCCCCCCAUCCUCCCUCACCCUGGCUGGGCAGGAGGGAGAGGAGGGCAGGGCAGCCUCCAGGAAAUGACAUCAAC